AUGUCGGCCUCAUUCAAGAUCACCGACACGCUCCCCCUCCCCAACACGAGCGCGCGCAUUCCCCGCCUCGGCUUCGGCGUCUACCGCUCGCCAACCGACGUCUGCGUGAAAUCCUGCCUGAAGGCAUUGGAAGCCGGAUACCGACACAUCGACACGGCACAGUUUUACGCCAACGAGGCUGAAGUUGGAGAGGCUUUGCGCACUUCCACCGUGCCCCGGGAGCAGGUUUUCGUCACCACUAAGAUCCUCAGCCCCGCUGCCUCGGUUGAGGCUACCUACGAUAAACUGCUUGCUUCUGUGCACAAGAUUAGUGGUGCGGAUGGAUAUGUUGAUUUGUUCUUGAUCCACUCUUCCAGCUCGGGAUCGGCCGGCCGCAAGCUUUUGUGGCAGGCGCUUGAGAAGCUGUUCUUUGAGGGGAAGACCAAGAGCAUUGGUGUUAGUAACUUCGGUGUUGGGCACAUCGAGGAAAUGCGGUCAUAUGCUCAGGUUUGGCCGCCGCAUGUGAAUCAGAUUGAGCUCCACCCGUGGUCCCAGCAGCGUGUCAUUGAUGAAUACUGCCAGAAGAAUGGCAUUGUCGUCGAGGCCUACUCGCCCAUUGUGCGAAACUACAAGGCCAAUGAUCCCACACUUGUGGAUAUCGCAAAGAAACACAACCGACCAACUCAGCAGAUCUUGAUCCGCUAUGCGCUGCAGAAGGGAUGGGUCCCCCUCCCCAAGACCGACAACCCAGAGCGAAUUGUCGCCAACGCGAAUGUGUUUGACUUUGACCUCAGCGCAGACGAUAUGUUUGUGUUGGAUUCCCUGGACCAGGGCAGCGCAGGCGCCAUCGUGGAGGCCGUUGACAACGAAUGA
Messenger RNA from Penicillium canescens, 852 nucleotides. Its product is annotated as aldo/keto reductase family protein. NCBI's taxonomy places the organism in Eukaryota, Fungi, Ascomycota, Eurotiomycetes, Eurotiales, Aspergillaceae. The record is from RefSeq and is a predicted model, not a curated record. The coding region runs from base 1 to 852 and encodes 283 amino acids. The transcript is spliced from 2 exons. Gene Ontology annotation, molecular function: oxidoreductase activity.